This is a messenger RNA of Brassica oleracea var. oleracea, 1230 nucleotides long. RefSeq names its product glutamine synthetase cytosolic isozyme 1-3-like. The coding region runs from base 1 to 666 and encodes 221 amino acids. The record is from RefSeq and is a predicted model, not a curated record. Lineage: Eukaryota; Viridiplantae; Streptophyta; Magnoliopsida; Brassicales; Brassicaceae. Gene Ontology annotation, cellular component: cytoplasm. The transcript is spliced from 6 exons. Gene Ontology annotation, molecular function: glutamine synthetase activity.
AUGAUCUUUUCGUUUGAAGACUCCGGUCGCAUCCCUCCCACUGCUUUCUUCUAUUACGUAUCCCCAGGUGUGUGUCUGAGUCUUUCUUAUCUAUUCAUGUUAUUAGUUUAUAAGAUUUCAGACAUGAUCUUGAAAUUCAUCGAUUUAUGUUACAUGUUUAUCAUAGAUUUAUACUUCAUUAUGAACUCAGGCAACAACAUUCUGGUGAUGUGUGAUGCUUACACGCCGGCUGGGAAUCCAAUUCCAACCAACAAGAGGUACAACGCUGCUAAGAUCUUCAGCAACUCCAAAGUUGUCUCUGAGGAGCCUUGGUAUGGGAUUGAGGAAGAAUACACAUUGAUGCAAAAGGGUGUGAACUGGCCUAUUGGUGGCUUCCCUGGCCCACAGGGACCAUACUACUGUGGUGUGGGAGCUGACAAAGCAAUUGGUCGUGACAUCAUGGAUGCACACUACAAGGCAUGUCUUUACGCAGGUAUUGGCAUCUCUGGUGUCAAUGGAGAAGUCACGCUUGGACAGUGGGAGUUCCAGGUCGGUCCGGUUGAGGGUAUUAGUACUGGUGAUCAAGUCUGGGUCGCUAGAUACCUUCUCGAGAGGAUCACUGAGAUCUCUGGUGUAAAUUUCAGCUUCGACCCAAAACCAGUCCCGGGUGGAACAACGGAGGAUUAGCAGUGAUAAAGAACACGAUAGAGAAGCUUCAGGUGAAGCACAAGGAGAACAUUGCUGCGUACGGUGAAGGCAACGAGUGUCGUCUCACGGGGAAGCACGAGACCGCAUACAUCAACAUGUUUUCUUGGGGAGUGGCGAACCGUGGAGCUUCGGUGAGAGUGGAACAACGGAGGAUUAGCAGUGAUAAAUAACACGAUAGAGAAGCUUCAGGUGAAGCACAAGGAGAACAUUGCUGCGUACGGUGAAGGCAACGAGCGUCGUCUCACGGGGAAGCGCGAGACCACAUACAUCAACACGUUUUCUUGGGGAGUGGCGACCCGUGGAGCUUCGGUGAGAGUGGGACGAGACACUGAGAAGGAAGGCAAAGGUUACUUCGAAGACAGAAGGCCAGCUUCUAACAUGGAUCCUUAUGUCGUUACGUCCAUGAUCGCUGAAACCACCAUCCUCGGUUAAUCAAUCAUGCACGUUUUAAUGUUUUGGUUUUCUCCGGUCUGAUUUUCAAUUUGUGAACUUAUGUGCUUGUCAUUGCGGUGUAUUUAGGUUUAAAUAAUUCUUAUGACGACA